GCGAAGGAACACUUUUUUCGUGGUGAGGGGUAUAGAUGCCUUGUGGCGACUCUGGUGGUGUGGCACGCGAUUUGGUCAAAGGAUAUGYCCAAGUGUCCUGCACAUUUGGCUUCUGCCGUGCAGGCCUUGCAGAGUCUUUCUCCAGGUCAUCCCUCUUUUCAAUGGACACCUCUUCGUUUUCCCGAGGACGUCGUUCCGCCGCCCCCGUCGACUGCCGCCCCCUCGCAAGUGGCGCCAUCUCCAUGUGCACCACUUGCUCCCCCCCCCCUCGUCCGGCGGCAGUCUCACCUGCGCCGCUUCGUCAGACGAUUCCCGCAUCCGUUGAUGGCAGGUCAUCUGUGGCAGCUCAGCAUGAUGCGCAAGGCACCGUGCCAGUUUCGGGUGUCGGGGAACAUGUGUCGUUCGACGAGCAAGGCACUCGUGCUUUCGUCGAGGGCGAUGGAUGGGGGAAGGGCGCUAGCAUAUCAUCCGGCCUCGCUCCGUUGUUCACUGGUAACAGGGACAAGGUCCCAAGAGUUCGACGCACAGGCACACAUCCGGCCGUGACAGGAGCACCUGCAACAGGAUAUCAAUCCGCUGCGUAUCCAUGGUUGCCUCCCCCUCCUUCGCAAACAAGACGGCCUACACCAGACUUGAUUUCGGCACCAGUUGGCGAGGCCGCUGCAACGGCCCCUGAGGGGGCGGGAAACGUCCCGCUCGACGAGCCCGUUCGGGUUUCGCAUUCGUCACCCACUCCGGUGCCCGUGAACGGCCCGACCUCGCAGCACGGUGUUUUUGGGACACUAGAUCCUUUACAAAGUCUGCACAACAUUGCAGCUCCGAGUCCAGGCCCCACCGCAUCACCUGCGACCGGGGCCGGGGUGUCGGAUUCGCUAGGUAUGGGUGCCGGUGCACGAGUGAGGGGCACUUACAGGCAGCAGGCGGUGACCUCGUAUUACAACUACCCGCUGGAGCACGCAUGGCACCUGCAGAUCAUUGUCGAGAGUGGAAUGUCGUUCAACUGUGUGAAGCUUGAGAGCUUCAAACGAAUGUUGACGUUGAUCAUCCCGCCUGGGGUUCCAGGAGUCCCUACCCCAAAACCCCCAACGUAUCACAUGAUCCGUACCACACUUUUGGAURAGCUUGAUGUGGAAGUCCAAAAGUUGAAGUCCCUUGACAUCAAGCUCGCUGACAUCACCGCUUUCGUCACAGACUCUGCCAGUUCGAACGUUUCUGCGAUGGAGGUGUUCAAGAAGGAUGAGAGUGUCAAGCACAUCUUCUGGAUUCCUUGUGUGGCGCACGCCAUGGACCUCAUCCUUGAGGACAUCGGCGACAUUGACUGGGUAGCGACCCGCAUUGCUCAGGCGCGUUUGGUCACAAAGUUUUUCAAUCGUCAUAGCCACGCUCGCGUAGUUUUGCAAGCUUUCACGACGAAGGCUCUAUUGCUUCCCGCCGAGACUCGCUUCGGUACGCAUGCGAUUAUGAUGCGACGACUUCUUCUGCGGCAAUCGCAUCUUAUGCAGGUGGUCGUUGAUGAUCGAUGGAAGGACACUGUUUGGUCAACGAAGAAGAUUCGAGACGAUGACGCGGAGGUCACAGCAUGUGUCGUCAUGGAUAUGCUGCAGAUUGUGGACAGCGACACGAGGCAAACUGGCAAGAUUUUGCCGAUGACGAGGAGCAGGCCUGCACAGGAUGACAACAGUGACUUCGACGAUCGUCACCCGGACGUGGACAGCGACGAUGGCGGCAGUGGCGAUGAUCACGGUGACGGAGGAGAUAGGCCACGACCCUACUCAAUCCACAGAGACAAUGACAAGAGGCCCGACGAGGGAGCGGGACAUUGUCGCGCUCACGAUGACGCUGAUGCACGGAACAGUGCAGGGGCCUUGAGACCUGCACAUAGUGAAAAGAUGCGCGACGACGGGGCAGGGGGCGAGCACCACACAACAGUAGAUGGCGCUCAAGAUGGAGUGGAUGAUGAUGGUUCACGACCUGUCCCGGGCGGUGAACUGAGGUGCUUGAAACGCGGACCAAGGAAAAAAGACACUAUUGCUUCACAUGUGCACAAACGUCAUGGUGGGGUUGCUAGCAUUCCAGUAGCACGAGUCCCCGCAACUGAGCAGAUUCCGAUUUCCGAUGACUCUUUCAGCGAUCACGACGGCGAGGAGCGGAUCGAGCUGCAUGGCGGGAGUGGUCAUCCACGAGAUGACACUUCGAGUAUGCACGCGACAGCUCCGAUGGGGCCUUCCGCAGCAGUCCCAGAAUCGCAACAGGGUUCAGCACCGUUGAUGCGUCAUCCCGAGGUUCAGGGAGAGAUCGGUCCUCUCCCGGCAGUGCGGGACGAGGGUUCUGCCGGUGCACUGCAUCCACUCACGUCUGCCAGAGCGGCAGUCUCAGUUGCAGCGACCUCGAAUGUGGGCAGCCACUUGCAGCGGCGGAGUAAAAAAGUAUGCAUGCAGCGAUCAGGCACGCACGGAGGCGAUGCAGUCAACAGUGUGCCUCGGCCACCGCCUGCAUUGAUGGAGGGGAGUCAGGGGACCGUUGUUGUGUGUCUAGGCGACGAUCUUCCGGAACGUGAGAUCUCACACACUCCCACAGCCGAGCAGAGCGUCGCAGGCCAUGUCGGCCUCGCAUGCCCCACCGACAGUCUUUCGGGUACCGGCGAGUUACUGACCAUGGACUCUGCGCUCGUUUCUCUACCGGACUUGUCGACGUUGAUAUCCCCAGGUCUACUCCACGUGUCACUGCCCAAGCCACAACAACCUUUCGUCAUGGAGCGUGGAUCAGAUGGGUUUGACGAGGUAGGAGGCGAUAUCGUUGAUAUGAUUACGAGCCCAAUGGUGUCUGCCACGCCCACGACUUUUUGUGUUGGCAAACCACACGAGGUGACCCUUGGUUUGGCGGAGACGGCGACGCGACACCGCCGCGACGGUCAGCGCAGCAUCGCACAACGCAGUCUUUCUCAUUCGUUUGGCUGCGCAGAGGAAGGGUCUCCUGGUGGCGGGAAGAGUACUGGGGGGAUGGAUGAGCAGGGAGUCCGGAAUGUUGGCAGUCCAUCUGCACCGUCUAUGGUGACACGAUCCAUUGGGAGUGUGGAUGGUGCUCGGCACACCGCCAUGGCAGAGUUUGAGGUCCGACACGGGAGUGCUUUGCUGACGAAGACGUCUCAUGUUCAUGCUACGAGAGCCGCAAAGGCGAGUCUUUCUCGGGCAAGGAAUAAGGCAUCGACAAGGAAGGUGUCACUUUCUUUCUCACAUAUGCGUUCCCGAGAGAGAGGAUCGGGCGUUGUGCAUCUCGAGGACGGAGAGAUUGCACCUGACGGCGACGCAGAGGCCGUUGGAGGAAGGGAUGCAACGAUGGCGGAUAUCGUCGGCAGGGAGGGCACAGGGGAUGCAGUGGCAGGUCAGAAGAGACGCGGCAGUGUACUUAUCGUCCAUGACGACAGCACAAAUGUCGCCCCGGGAGAGACCACAGGCACUGAUGAUGUAGGGGACUCCGAUUACGUACCCAAACCACGGGCGGCAGAUGGAGAUGAUGGAGGAGGGCGACGAGCGAGACCGAGGACACGACUCGGGCCGCAAGGGCAUCGAGAACAGGACACACCAUCGACGAUGAUUCCUGCUCCCAUAGAUCGGCGAGCUAAGGCGCAGCGGUUGCUGCCCAAAAUGGACCUCGCAUCCUCGCAGCCUCGUAGCCUCGUAUCCUCGAAGGUAUCUUAUUGUGAUUGGUUGUUGCCUCUUGUUCGAACUCUUGGGAGUCUUGGGAGUAUUGUCUGAGGUUGUAUAUCUAUUCAGAUGGUGCAAUGUUUUUGUUUUUUUUUUAUAUAUCUAUGCAAAAUUGGAAAUUGACCAAAUGAUACAAUGGUUUUUUUUUUUUUUUUUUUUUCCCACCCUCGGCAGUUCGAUUUGUCUUCGAAAAUUGAAAUUUAUUUCGAAUCUUGAAAUGUUCGCAUUCUUCAAAAUGUACUGUCUGGCGGUUGGAAGGUUGCCCGUGGACCGUGGUGUGUGUGUGUUUUCUCGCAUUUUUUUUCAUCCAUUGAAAUUUUCUGCCUCAACCAAGUUGAACCAACCCCUCAAAAAGACCGAAAUGCUUCUCACUUAGGCCUCUGGAAAAAUCGACGUGAAUGGUUGAAGUGGGGAUAUUUCCGGUUGUAAAAUGUAGAUCUAUUUUCAAGGUGUGUGGAGUUACUAUAGUAGAAUGGCUAAUGAAAGAGAAAAGGUCACCGAUAAUUUCGAUAAAGCUACAAAACAAAAAAUUUAUCAAAUAAAAAUUCAAACCAUGUGGAGUACAAAUUGUACAAUGGCUAAUGAAAGACAAAAGGUAACCGACAAAGCAUUAAAAAAAAUAAUAAUAAUAAUAAAAUUUACAAACGCUC
Chara braunii is the source of this 4354-nucleotide messenger RNA. NCBI's taxonomy places the organism in Eukaryota, Viridiplantae, Streptophyta, Charophyceae, Charales, Characeae. The record is from the annotation of a GenBank genome assembly.